Carya illinoinensis is the source of this 931-nucleotide messenger RNA. Its product is annotated as chromatin modification-related protein eaf6. The record is from RefSeq and is a predicted model, not a curated record. The coding region runs from base 151 to 627 and encodes 158 amino acids. Gene Ontology annotation, cellular component: histone acetyltransferase complex. Lineage: Eukaryota; Viridiplantae; Streptophyta; Magnoliopsida; Fagales; Juglandaceae. The transcript is spliced from 7 exons.
UACGAUUUUUUCAAUCAAGCUCUUUGUCCAUUCAAUCCGAACUCCAAAGGCUCUAUCUAAAGCACAGGCUCGCUCCCUGCCCUAGGCCGUAGCGCUUAAUUGUAGAAAGAUUUUUCAAGCCUUUCUCGGGAUUUGUAAUCCGCCGCGAAAAUGGAUUCCGACGGGCAAAGAGGUUCUACAAAUCCUACGGCCUUACUCCAGUCUCUGUUGAGCAAGAGGGAGAAGCUUCAAGAAGAGCUCCGGAACAUCGAAAAGCAGGUUUAUGAGCUUGAGACGAGCUACUUGCAUGAUUCCAGCCAUUUUGGGCACGUAUUGAAAGGUUUUGAAGGCUUUCUUUCUUCGUCCAAGAACACAACAAACUUAAAGAGGUCCAGGAAAUUCCAGCCUGAAGAUAGACUCUUCUCAUUGUCUUCAGUUACCUCACCAGCAGCUGAAGAACUUGGAGUUGGGCGCGAUGAUGGAAGAUCCGAUUUUGGUCCAGGUCGGUCUAAGGGUGGAAGCUUCCCCACCAAUGGCCAGGGGAAGCCAAAGAAGGGAAGAACAGCAUCAAGAGAUGGAAAGAGAAUCAGGCCAUCAAGUGAACAAGAAUUUGACGAGGAAGAUGAUCCUGAUUUGAGCUUGAGAUGAACUGUACUCGAUGAAGGAAUUGCUAUACAAACAUCCAGUGUAAUUGCAGGUUGUAGGAGUUAAAAGAGAGACUGUGUUUUACUGUAUCCUAGGAAUUUUCUCUUUAAGUCAGGCUGACUAGGUUGAUUCAGGAUGGCUGCGUUGCAUAAUUAGCUUGUCUUUAGCAAUGAAAUGCCUCCUUAAUUUAUGUAUUCUUUUCACCUUAGGGUUCUUACCCAAUUCUGUUUCUCUUCCAAUUGAGGUGUAAGUAUUAUUGUAUAAUCGGGAAAAAGAGAGAGUGAACAAUAUAUAUAUUUAUUCGUCA